AUGGCAACGCCGGGCCUGAAGAGGACGAAGCAGCAGCUCAACCUGCAGCCCUACGGCCAAGGAGGCAUCUCCCUCUCUUCACUGGAGCCUGUGCCGCGCAAUGGCCGGAAGAGAAGGAAGGACAAGCAUACAUGGAUCAAACACACACUUACGCCUUAUUUUGAUGGCCACUUCUGGAGGGAGUACGGCCAGAAGGUCAUCAAGGACGCUCCGCAUCCUAGAUAUAUGCUUGUCUCCUCAUACAUGCAUGGAUGCAAAUGUGACCGCAGGCUAUAUUUCAGAUGCUCUUACCGCGAAGAGAGGCAUUGCCAGGCCUCCAAGCUGGUGCAGCUGGUGACCCACGACGACCCGCCACUGUACGAGGUGACCUACAUGUACGAGCACACCUGCAACGCGGCACCCGUCCCAAGCCCCGGCGUCGAGGCCAAGGACGACGAGCCGCCGGCAAGCGGCGGCGGGCUGGUCCUCAGGUUCGGUUUCUCCGGCGGCGGCCACCACCACCACCAUCGUGACGCGCGGGUGCAGCUGCAAGAAGAGCGGCCGCAAUUCCACCGAUCUCCGAGACCGUCCUUGAUGAUGACGAACCCACCAGAUUAUUCGAACAACAGCCAGCAGCGUGCCUUCCCUUCGACUGUCCCGCCGCCGCCCACAAUGUCGUCGUGGUCGUCCCCGUCCUUUCCCAUCAUCGAAUCGUCGUCGUCAGCGACGCCACCGUGGACAGACGACGACGACGACAUCUUGACAUGGGACUGGGACUCGUCGACAUAUGACUUAUUAGCAGACGGCCAUUUGCAGCUCGGCGAUCAUGUGCAGUUACCUGGUAAUAGUCACAACGAUGAUGAAGAAUUAAUUUGUGUAAUUAUAUGGAUUAAACGACUUCAAUUAGAGUUAACAUUCUUUUGA
Panicum hallii is the source of this 903-nucleotide messenger RNA. Its product is annotated as probable WRKY transcription factor 62. The transcript is spliced from 3 exons. The record is from RefSeq and is a predicted model, not a curated record. Bases 1 to 903 code for a protein of 300 amino acids. Gene Ontology annotation, molecular function: DNA-binding transcription factor activity; sequence-specific DNA binding. Gene Ontology annotation, biological process: regulation of DNA-templated transcription. NCBI's taxonomy places the organism in Eukaryota, Viridiplantae, Streptophyta, Magnoliopsida, Poales, Poaceae.